UUACUUAAGUAGUUUACACUUCCGGUGGAGGACAGCUCUUCCCCUGUUUGAGCUACUGUAAAUUGCUAUCCAGGCACCAGGUGGUGCCAUUUCAUAGUUUAUAGAUUUCAUCCCAUAGAUUUCAUACACUUUAAAUGCUGGUCGUCAAUGAAUGUUUGACCACUGAAAGCGACCCUGAAUUUGGCCUUUAUAAGCACAUACUGAUAUUCAUCCUUGUAUAGACAUAUGUCCUAAGGGUACUACCAUGCCAUAAUAAGAAAUUACCUUGAACUGUGAAUAGCUUUCAUUAUAGCAUGAAGAUAACUCCGCUAUUUCCCAUAUACUUAUUGAUUACCAUAAGGCACCACUAGACAUCUCAUCACAGAAGAUAUGUAAUAUUGGACAUCAAAAGAGAAUCCUUCCCCAUAGAGAACCUAGACACUGCCAGUUCCAGUGAUUCAGCCACCCCCUGAGGAGGGUCACCCUUCCCUUCCCCCCUCAGCCUGCUCUUUGAGGCGCUGGAGGUCCCUGUGCAUGUGUCGUCCUCUGGAAGUCUACUUGAGUGCACUGAAGAUGAGGAUGAGUUAAUGUGGCAUUAUCCUCAUCGGCUCCGUUGCUGCUGGCUGCUGGCUUUCAUUUGCUUUUCAAUUUCUCUUCUCCUUUUGGCGCUGUGAGUGAUGCAGCAGGACGGGUGUGGCAGUGAGCAGAUUGUGGACGUCCUUUCUCUCAGGAACCACAGAGACUUUUGGUUGUCCUCGGAACAUUGUCUAGUCUGUGGAACGAUUGAGCGCAAUGACCACAGUCACUCCAAUGGAAUGGAAUCAGGGCUCUGUGACUGGAUGACCACCAACCUGACCAGGGACAUUGACCCUCGGGGACGCCUCUCCAUGCCACAGUGUCAGUGUGAGCCACAGCCACACCCUGGGGUUCCGAGGGACCAGGAAUGGGCCAGAGACGGCAAACGAUCAGCCAGCCAGCAGGGAGGGCAGUGUGAAGACUGUGAGAUGUGUCUGUGGUGUAGGGGAGUCCAACACAAUCCUCAUAACACCAGUGAAGGACUGGAGACUCUCUCAGACAUUAAUGAGAGGCUUCAGCGUUCGCUACAGGGCAUCAUUGAUUGGCUAUCUGUGAAGGAUGAGGAGCUAUCUGACAGUUUGCCUUUACAUGGCGAUAUAACAAGCUACAAACAUCAAAGUGAGAUACAUCAGGUUUUCGUUGAGGAGUUAAAGUCUCGGGGACCCUUUAUUUACUCGGUGUUGGAGUCCGCUCAGGCCUUUCUGUCACAAUGUGCCACUGUGGAUCCAGAUGACAGCAAAGACGUGAGUACUCAACAGCAGAGUGUCGGUCGCUGGGUGUGGAGGCAGGCCGCAGUGGCCGGAGACCUGUGGGAGAGUGUGAUGUCACGCAGUGUUCAGCGCCACAAACACGUGCAGUGUACUCUGGAGCGCCUCACAGAGCUACAGGGGGCUGUGGGGGAGCUGUGCCUGGACAUGGAGCAGGCUGAGGGGGUGCAGGAGGCCUGGGGGCCCAUAGGAGACCUCCUCAUUGACUCACUGCAGGACCACAUCGAUGCCACCAAGUUGUUCCAGGAGGAGCUGACUCAGGGUCAGGAGGGCAUGAAGCAUGUCAACCAGCUAGUCCACCAGCUGACCAUCUCCAGUGUCCCCCUAUCAGAGGACAACACCCAGGGUCUGCAGCAACUCAACACCAGGUGGAAACUGCUGGAGGAGUCCACUGAGAAGAGGCUGAGGCAUCUGCAGGAUGCCCACAGAGACUUUGGGCCCAGGUCCCAGCAUUUCCUCUCUGGUUCAGUGCAGAUUCCAUGGGAACGUGCCAUAUCGCCCAACAAAGUGCCAUACUACAUUAACCAUCAAACCCAGACCACUUGUUGGGAUCAUCCACAAAUGAAAGAGCUCUACCAGGCACUUGCUGAUCUGAACAAUAUCAGGUUCUCUGCCUACCGAACAGCCAUGAAGCUGCGACGUGUACAACAGGCCUUGAGAUUGGACAAGCUGAGCCUUGGCUGUGCGGCAGCGGUUUUCCAGGGCCUGGGGUCGGGGUAUGAUGACCCCGUGACGGACGCUGUUGAGGUUAUGGAUGUCCUGGAGGUCAUCCAUGCUCUGACCAGCCUGUACGAGCAGCUGGAGGAGAAACAUGGCGUCUUGCUCGACAUCCCGCUCUGUGUGGACAUGUGUCUCAACUGGCUGCUCAACGUAUACGACAGUGGCCGUAAUGGGCAGCUGAGAAUCCUAUCCUUCAAGACAGGACUGGUGUGUCUAUGCAAUGCUGAGAUUCAGGAGAAAUGCAAAUAUCUGUUCUGGCAGGUGUCUGGGCCUGGUGGAUGUGCUGACCAGCAGCACCUCAAUGCCCUGCUUCAGGAGAUAAUCCAGAUUCCAUGGCAGCUAGGAGAGGUGGCUGCCUUUGGAGGGAGCAAUGUGGAGCCAAGCGUGGCCAGCUGCUUUCGCAUGGCUCCUGGGAAGACCACCAUCCAGUUGUCCCACUUCCUGGAGUGGAUGAGCCUGGAGCCCCAGUCCAUUGUGUGGCUGCCCGUGCUGCAGCGAGUGGUCCAGGCAGAGAACGCCCAACACCAGGCCAAGUGCUCCAUCUGCAAACAGUGUCCCAUCAAAGGCUUCAGAUACAGAAGCCUCAAGCAGUUUAAUGUGGACAUUUGUCAGAGCUGCUUCCUGUCCGGGCGUACUACCAAGGCCAAGGCUUUAAUUUACCCCAUCAUGGAGUAUUACACCCCAACCACUUCAGGGGAGAGGAUGCGUGAUUUUGCCAAAACACUGAAGAACAAGUUCAGAUCAAAGCAGUACUUCAGCAAGCAUCCCCAGAGGGGUUACCUGCCUGUACAGUCUGUCUUGAGGUCAGGGAGUGAGGAGACGCCCAGCUCGUCCCCGAGGCUUCUCCACUCGGACACACACUCCAGGAUUGAGCACUAUGCUUGCAGACUCGCUGACAUGGAGGACCAGAACUGCUCCUUCUUCAAUGAGAGCUUGGAUGAGGAUCAGUAUCUUGACCGUCUGGAGCAGGACUCCCUGGCCUCCUGUCAUCAUUACCUGGGUUAUACAGGCUGUGAGACCCAGGAUGAGCUGCAGAGGACACUGGCCAUGCUGGAGAAUGAGAACAGGGUGCUCCAGGGGGAGUACCGACGUCUGAAGUGGCAGCACGCUGAGGCCCAGGCAUGUCCACACCUGAGGGAGGGCUCUGUGGACCAGGAGGACUACCAGGACCGGGCCUUGCUGGCUGAGGCCAAAGGCCUGAAGCACCAUAGGGGCAGGCUGGAAACCCGCAUGCAGAUCCUGGAGGACCACAACAAGGAGCUAGAGUCCCAGCUUCACCGGCUCAGGGAGAUUCUACAACAGAACAGAGAGGGUUCAGAGGACAAUGUAUCGACUGGAACACCAUCAUCUGUGUACUCUCCUGUGUCACGAAGAGACCAGCUGGGGAGACAGCUAAGCUCAGGAGCCUCCAACACAGAACCUCCAGGGCCUGCCUUGGAGCCAGAGCAGGGUGUUACAGCCGAUCACCUUCAACGGGUCAUAGAGCAACUGAAGAACGUCUUCCCCUUAGAGACCAGAGAGAACGGUGUUGCAUCACCUUUUUGACUUGUUUGCCAUUCCAGAGACCAGACUGUGAACCUAACAACACCCAUCGUUAACGGAUAGCCUUCAAGAUUCCUCUCACUAUUUAAUUUUAAUUUUACCUUUAUUUAACCAGGCAAGUCAGUUAAGAACAAAUUCUUAUUUUCAAUGACGGCCUAGGAACAGUGGGUUAACUGCCUGUUCAGGGGCAGAACGACAGAUUUGUACCUUGUCAGCUCGGGGGUUUGAACUCGCAACCUUCCGGUUAUUAGUCCAACGCUCUAACCACUAGGCUACGCUGCCGCCGACUAUGAUCAAGCACAUAUCACAACUGAGAUCCAUGUGUGUUUUAUCCAGCUUAAUACACAUUGAAAUGAACAAACAGGCUGAUAAUGAAUACGUUUUACAAAAUAAGUGUACAUUAUGGAUGUCCAGUGGCCAAAUGUACCCCUGGAUGGAAAUGUGUUGUUUUAUGGUGUCAGGCCCAUCUUUGUCUAUGUGUAAUAUUUCAUGAUGUUGAUAUUUUUUUACAUUUUCAAGAAUGAAUAAAUUCAUAAUUCAA
Oncorhynchus nerka (sockeye salmon) is the source of this 4125-nucleotide messenger RNA. Its product is annotated as dystrophin-related protein 2-like. The record is from RefSeq and is a predicted model, not a curated record. Gene Ontology annotation, molecular function: protein binding; zinc ion binding. Gene Ontology annotation, cellular component: plasma membrane. The coding region runs from base 657 to 3587 and encodes 976 amino acids. Gene Ontology annotation, biological process: synaptic signaling. The transcript is spliced from 24 exons. Lineage: Eukaryota; Metazoa; Chordata; Actinopteri; Salmoniformes; Salmonidae.